AUGUCACCACGUGUGAAGCUUCUCGUUGGCCAUCUUGCCGAUUUGCCUGCAGCCUUGCAAAUCCACGACACCGAUGCACUGGUGGAAAAUGCCGCCUGGAGAGAAACCGGGGGUGUCGUUUCCCGACCUGGACCUCGACAGUGGACAGAUUGGUGGAACGUUGUCCUGGCGCGGAGCGCCACGGAUUCGCGUGUGGACUACGCCAACGUCACUGCGACGGUCAACGAAGUGUCGGUGCGCUUUUCCUAUGUGGACGUGGAACCCUGGUGCCAGCAGAGUUCGGCUUCGACUACCCGCAACAUGGCUGGCAUGUUGAAUGGGGGCCACCGAUCGACCAAGGAGGACAACCAGUACUUUUGGGUUUACAGCAAGUCCUCCUUGGCUGAAGCCACGACGCCUUACAUCCACAGCAUUGUCGAUGUGGAUGCCACGGUGCUCAACCCGCAGUUUGUUGGACAGGAGCGGCCCGGCCCUGGUAAAUUCCCCAUUUUUCGCCUGCAGGACUUAGAUCUCAACGACCUGGGUGGCUUUGUCCGGUGGACGCCCAAUGGUGCACCCGGAGUGCAGGACUAUCUCCUGUACCUUGCGCAGAGCGAUAUGGGAGCCAACCGAGCCAUCCCCAACGGCACCGCCCGGGAGCCGUUCGAUCGCUUCCUGGUCUACGCCCGCAGCAGCCUGGCUGAGCAGAGCACUCCGAAGGCGCUGGGCUUCGUGGAGGCCGCGCAGAAGUUCCAAGUGAUGCUCGGUUUCUUGAGUCAUUUCCAAGAUUUUAUGGUCACAGAGAUUCAGUUUGAUGCAGCUUUUGUUGGUUUCACAAGGCGGGUGACAGCCAUGGCCCUCUUGCGGCAGAGAUGGUUGGCUCCCCGCGGUGUGACCCCCCGGGUGGCCAAGCUACGACGUUUGGCGCGGUGGGUGAAGCGGAAGGGGCGCCGCCCAGGCCGCCCAGGGCAGGAAAUGGCGAUGGAAGUGAUGCUGAGCCAAGUGGAGCACCAAUUCUUCGGACUGUGCUGGGGCGCAGCCAACUUCGAGGGCGAUGUGUGCAAUGCAAAUGAUAAGGUAGAGCCAGUGUGGGAAUCAGGAAAUGCAGCCAAGCCAGCCGCACUUCGACCUCCAGCACUUUCAUCUCCAGUUGGGAUUCCAGUUCUUCAUGUGGAGCAUCUUCCAGUAUACCUGGGGGCGUUUUGCAAGACAUCUCCACCGCUGCCAAGGAAUCUUGCACUAUGGCCACCAGCCCCGUUGCAACCACCGCCACCGCCUCCCCCACCUCCCCCGCCUGUGAACUCCUUGACUUGCCCUUGGAACAUGAAGCGUUUGUACAUCCUGGAUGCUUUGAAUCUCUUGACACACCGAAAUCAGGGCGAAGAGAACGACAAAAGUCUUAGGUGGUCUCAACUAGAAUCUGCUGCACAAUACUAUCAUCACGGAGCCCAGGUCUUGAUUUUCAGUGAAUGGCUGAGGGGGCAUUCGUUGGAGCUGCAUCGGCUGGAGAUGAGGUUUGGGCCAGGUUGCGUUGUGUCAACACCGGCCGAAGAAGGAGUAGAUUCAGUAGAUACUCUCAUGUUGAAGAAGGCGAUGAUGGAACGGCAGAAUGGCGGUAAAGCUUUCAUCGUCACCAACAAUCGCUUGGAAAAGUUCAAGUCAUGUGCAGAUGUCGACCUGAGCAAUCUGGUCGUCAAGUAUGCCAUGGCCCUUAGCACCUUCAUUCCGCAAGUGGAGCCAGAUGUUUGGACACAGAAGGGUAGUGAACCAGACAGCAUCCCAUCUUGUGGUGAAGAUUUUAGUGGUUACAAUACUUCGGGGUGCAUCCUGAGCAACCUGACCUUCAGCGACGAAGACUUGGACCUCAGAGAGGUGGCGAACUAUCUCACCUGGACGUCACCAGAGGUGACAGACAGCGUGGUGGACUUCCGUAUCUUCCUGGCCGAAGACGGUCUGCCCGCCGUGGCGCAGGGGCCGAUGACGGAGCUGGGAGCCAGCACGGUGGAGACGACGGAGUUUCUGGUGGUCUACUCCCGCUCCUCCAGCAUGACGCAGAGCACGCCUUCCGCGGUCAACGUCACGGAUCUGGACGAAAGUGUCUCCAACGUGCGUUUUGAAGACUACGACUUGGACCCCCUGGACAUCGGGGGUGGAGUGAACUGGACGCCCCCAGAAGCCUUGGAGGCCACAGAGUUCUACUCCGUGCAACUGGAAUGGGAUCAAACCUUUGAGUAUCGCAGCAUCAUCGCCGAAGUGGCCGUCGGGGAGAAGCACUACGAAAUCCCCGCGGCGCCCCGCCCUUUGGGGGAAAAAAACAUGGUACCCUCGGGUAAUUUAGGGUGA
Molecule: messenger RNA, 2322 nt
Organism: Cladocopium goreaui
Lineage: Eukaryota; Dinophyceae; Suessiales; Symbiodiniaceae
Source: the annotation of a GenBank genome assembly